AUGGUUCUUUCAGCAAAGAAUAAUUGGGAAGAAAAAUUACCUGAUUUACCUUCAUAUCAAAAAUAUAAACAAUUAGACAGUGUGGACAUUGCAGAUUAUAGUAAGGAUCACUGUAAAAACUUAAAAAACAGUGAUGACCAGGAUAGACAACUUUGUAAUAAGAUAUUAAAAAAUUUAUCAAUAUUGAAAAAAGAAAAGGGUAAAGAACAAAAGCAUGGCUGCUAUUAUUUUCAGCAUUGGCUCCACGAUAAACUAGGGAAAAAAUAUUAUAAUGGAAACGUUAAGGGUAAUAAAUAUUCUGUUGCUGAGGAAAUUUUGGACAUUGUAGCAGAUGCUGUUUCAACAAAUAGUAUUGAUCAAGCUUGUAAAGGCUAUGCUUUUGGCGAUAAAGAAUCGUGGAAAAAAGAGAAAGAUUUACAUGAUUAUUUUGAAAAUUUUAAGCAAAUUAAUUGCAACGAAACUGAUAAAGAUAAAUGUGAAAAAUAUGUGGAUUAUGUUUCUUAUAUUAACAAGUUAUAUGUAGAUAACAUUGAUAACUGCUGCGAGGAAGAUGAUACAGAUCCAUUCUGUAAUCCUUCUGUUAAAUGUGCAGAUGAGUACGAUCCUCAGAAAUUAUUAACUAUAUUGAAUAGAGAUCUUUUGUCAUUAGGUAAAAAAAUAGAGCAAGGACGUGCACAGGCUGUACGUGCAGAAGCAGGACGUGAAAAGGUAGCUCCUGAAAUGGUUCCAUUGCAAAAGUUAGUAGCUGCAGCUGACCCCCAGAAAGAAGUAGUAGCAGCUGCUGCACCUGCAGCGGCAAAACCUGUAGCAGUAAAACCUACACCGGUAGUUCGUGAACAGGAAGUAGUUGAAGAGGCAGCAUCUGAAAAUUCAGCACUCGGACCUGCAGUAAGAGAAACGACAGGCAACUUGCAAUCUAUAGCAACUUUUAGUCCCUCACCAAUAGAGGGCACACGAGAGGCUGUUCAUGCAUCACCAUAUUUUACUACAGAUGCUGCAAGCAAUGCAGUAACUCUGGCCGUUGCCGAUUCGACUAAUACAUUAGGAACUACACAUGAAGAGUUGGACUCAAAUUUUUUUAGCAACAUCAUCAUGGGCGCUGCUGUACUUGGAACAAUUUUCUUCCUUUUCUAUUACAACAGGUCUUCUCGAUUCAAAUCAAGUUCACGCAAAAAAAAACGGAAAAAGGGAAAAAUAUUUGAGCAUAAUUAUUACGAAGAGUAUGAAAAAGAGUUACCAAUGUAUGAUUCUGAGGAAACGUUUAUAGGUUCUGAAGCGGAUCGAUUAUAUUUGAAUUACCACCCUGAUCAAGACUCUUAUUACUAA
Messenger RNA from Plasmodium vivax (malaria parasite P. vivax), 1326 nucleotides. RefSeq names its product variable surface protein Vir12-related. The coding region runs from base 1 to 1326 and encodes 441 amino acids. The record is from RefSeq and is a predicted model, not a curated record. Lineage: Eukaryota; Apicomplexa; Aconoidasida; Haemosporida; Plasmodiidae. The transcript has 3 exons.